Magallana angulata is the source of this 3949-nucleotide messenger RNA. RefSeq lists its product as uncharacterized. The transcript has 4 exons. The coding region runs from base 90 to 3623 and encodes 1177 amino acids. Lineage: Eukaryota; Metazoa; Mollusca; Bivalvia; Ostreida; Ostreidae. The record is from RefSeq and is a predicted model, not a curated record.
AAAGUUAGAAAUAUAUUCUUGAUGUCACCCCUCGAAUUUACUACCUUGAAAAAAAUGCUUUAUAUUAUGCCGAUGGUAAUAUUUUGUAGAUGGGUUAUUGUACAAUGAAGUCUCUUUUUCUGCUUGUCUCUUGGAUAAACCUGGCCUAUUCAACACACCAACAUUUCGUUACGCCGGAUCAGAAGUCGGCUAUGCUAGGUUCUCUUAGCAGUCCUGAGUUUGCUGAUGCUGCAAGUCCCCAACGAGUGGCUGUAGUAGACAAUGGGUAUUAUAAUCCACAAAAAACUCUGACAUCACUUUCGUCGCUUUCAAGUUUCAAUAGUGUGGUAGAUAAUAUUCAGCAAUUGCCUGAUCAGAUGCCUUAUGAUUCGUAUCCUGGGGACCAGGCACCAACGCAAACACCAACGGAUCCAUAUUUGAUCCAAAAGCAACCUUUUCAAAUGACCCCGGACUCUUACCCGCCGGUAUCAAACCAAGGAGUUUCAAACACAAACAGCAAUGUACUUAAAGGAUCGAACAGACACAGUCCAUUGAACAAAGACCAAAUUCCGACCGAAAGCAAAAUUAGCGUUCAAAGUGUACAGGCGAAAGAACUUAACAUAACUCCAAUAAAAAAGACCACGUUAGCAGAUAAGAUUGACAUCACUAAACAGGAAAGGGCUUACACCAUUGACCAGCCAACCAUUAAGAAAGCAGUCAACAGACAGAAAAUUGCAAAGGUCUCAGAUACUACCUCUUCUAUGUCAACAAAUAAACCAAAUAUUCUGAAACCAAAAGCCAUAAAAUUUAAGAGUGGCGAUACCGUUUAUAGACUUGGUCAACAAAGUGCGUCUUAUCGUUUUAAAGGGACAUCGUUUACCAGAUCACCUAAAACAACUGCUAAAACAACAUCUGAACCACCGGUAACAAAAACUGAUUUAAGAACCACUCAAAUGGAAGAACUAAGAACAACGUUCCAAAAUUCCAUACUAGGCGGUUAUUUUACAACAGAAUCCCCGGUAACAAUGUGGAAGCAGAGUAUUGAAAAGGGACUCUAUGAAACAACAAAAGGAUUCAGUGUACCUAUUUCGUCUAAUCAGAAUACGCCAAACCCUACAAGCCAGCCCCCAAACCCACACGAUCAUAGAUACUCAUUUGUCAAUCCAACAGAUGGAGCCGUUAUUGGUGGUCAUAUAGUCAGUGGAGAAAAGCCGCCCUCUGAUAUUAUAGUCAACCACCACGAAAUGUCUGUUUCUGAUAGAAAUAAAUUGUUCCAGAGAAGACAAACAUUACAGCAAACAAACUGGAACCAUAAUCAAAGGCAGCAGCAACAUAACGCAUUAAGCACGUCAUUAUCUAACAUGAAAACUCCACAAAAACCAAGACAAUCCCCUGCAAUUAAACCAACUGAGGUUCCUUCAUCUGCACAUGUAGUAUCAAACACUGAAAAUGUAGCAGACAUCAUAAUUGGUGGAAGUCAGCAAGGGUCUCUUUCCAUGAACACGGAACCAAUAAUGCCAAGACCUGUUCAACACGUUGUUGAUAACUCUCAUCAUCAAAGUGUUCAUACACAGAUACAAGAAGUAAACACCCACAUACCUCAAAAUAAACCUCUGAAUGAAAUUGUAGAUUUUCAGAACGGAAGAAUGGGAUUAGGAAUGGGAUCUCUCUCCAAUUUCCAAAAUGCUGAAUCUAAUAGUAAUCAUAACGAAUGGUUGAACGAUAAACGAUUUGCAAAUGAACUCGGAUUUGGUCAGCAACCAGUUUCAUCGCAAGUACCUCACAGUGACCAGGUUUUACAGAGACAAGAGAAAAUGAGUCAAAGAUUUGGACACGGUAAUAUGGCCCAAACACAAAGCUCCUCACAAUAUGUUGCAGGAGGUAAUACAAAUACUGGAAAUCGCAAUCAUUUAUCAAACGAUAUGCAUGCCAAAAAUAUGGUAAAUGCUCUUGAAAAGAAAAAUUCGCAUCCAAAACAUGUUCAGAAUUUUCAUGGACAACGGCAACAACGUAAAAAACAUAAAAAUCCUAAUAAAAACACAAGGUUAAACAAUCAGCAAACGCUAUCAAAUGUACAUCAUAACAAACAUAUGGCAGUGAAUCAACAACAGCUUCCCCAUGCCAAUCAUCAGAAUCAACAGCAUCAUAGAAGCCAACACGAACCAAUUAAUCAUUCUCUAGGAGGGUCGCUUUCUAACCUAGGUAGAGCCAGUCUCCCAAGUACCACACACGAAAAGAAAAGAAAGGCUAAUCAGCAAAGAAAUCCCCCCAAAACCAUGAAUCAUCAAAGACCACCGGUUGUUCCAAACCAUCAGAAUGGUCAGCAUUUUAACCAAAGGACACAACAAGGUCAUUCUCAGUUAGGUAGUCAGCAAAGCACUCAUUCAGAACCAAUAAACCAAGGCAGUUCCAUGCAAAAUAAUCAGCAAUCAUUAGAACCUAUGCGCCAGCAAGACAGCGCAUUCAACAGCCAGCUAGGAAACCCUUCAGAAUUCUUUGAUAGACAAAAUCAAAUUCAGACUCAAAUGCCUGGUGCAGAAAACGUUCAGUACAAUAUAGUCAACAUGCCACCAUCUCCAGCAGAAUAUUUUCAUCAAACCGUUGAAUAUAUCCCAGAACCUACAAAUGUGAAAAGUGUUCAAAAAUUACAAUCGUCUAACACAUUAUACCAGAACAACAAUAUGCAAAAUGGCGGAAGUCCAUCGAGAGUAGAAUAUAAUAUAAGGAAUGAUAAGAUAGAAACUAAUUCGUAUAAUGUCAUCAAUGAAGUUCCAGCAGGCCAAAGGUGGAGACAUAAAGAAACACAUCCAAAUAUGAAGCAAACUGGUUUCGAACCUGAACCCAUGGGGAAAAUGACACAAAAUAUGUACCAAGUUGAUACUUCUUUGUAUGGAACACAGAACCAACAACUAACUCCGUCUAACAGUCUGAACUCAAUCACACCUAAACUUAAUCAGCGGGAUAUCAUGGACACCUCAUUUAACAUGCCUAGAGAAAUUAUUAAUAAUCCUCAUAUCCAAAUGCUUAACAUAGAAAAUCCGCGACAAAGUGACUUCUCCUUAACUAGUACAAACAUUUUGGACAUAAAACCAAUUGACGGGUUGUCUUCAGAUAUUGUUCAGAUUUCAGAACUAAAGAACAAUAUUCCUAUCAUAGAAAUUCCAAUUAAUUACAAUUACUAUGAGACGACAACCGUGCCAGUAGUGGAUCAUAAACAGAAUCUACACACGACAUCUUCUCUAGCAGCCCAAGGAUUCGGCAUCCAGCAAGCCUUUACAAAAGCACCCGAGAUGUUUCAGAUGACCACUAAGAGCACAUGUGGUUACGAAGUCAAUCCGUUCAACAAAAACGAGUACGCUAUGAGCAAAGCGGAAGCUCAGGCUGGCCGGUUUACAUCAAAAUGUCCCGCGGGUUUACAUUUCCGCGUAGACAGAUGCCGCUGUGAUUGGCCACAAGCCCAACCAAUCUCCAGUUCCGGUUCAAGUUUGACAUCUUGCCAAUAUGUAGUAAAUCCAGCCAACAGGGGCCAAUAUGCCAAUAGUUUACAAGAUGCCCAGGCGGGCAAACUGUUUGACUGUCCAGCUUCUCUUCAUUUCGAUGAACAGAAAUGUCGGUGUGAUUGGCCAUGGCCAUUAACGGCUUAACAGGGGUUCAACACCAUUGAUGAAGAUCUAACCAGAAUUUCAAGAGGGGAUACGCCGGGAAAAUACAUAGGGCACCAUUUAUUUGAGGUCCCAUAAAUCAAUUUUACUUCCGGUGAAUAAACAUUCAAUGAAGUUCAAGCUGUUGUGAUAUUAUUAUUUAUGUUGAAGUUCAAUGUAUAUAUUGUAUAUAUUUAAGUGCUUUAUAUGAAUUUUAAAAUGUUUAUUUUUUUGUUACUUGUAUAAAUGGAAGUUUGGUCCAUUCAUUAAAUCGUCUCUUACCUACCAUUACCAUUUGUAUCAUCAGUUCAUCAAUAAUUCAAUUGUCA